CUUCCAGUUGGAAUUACAAAACGACGGCUUAAACACGACAACACAACUGCAAAUGACCCAAAGAGAGUAGAAACAAUUACUUUAGAACUAAGUUUUUAUAGCAGACCAAAGAUAGAGACAACCAAGUGCCAUUAAAAAAAAAAAUAAAAAAACAAAAUGACGCUCACAAACUUUUGGAAUUGUUACCGCAUACUCACCUUUGUGCUGCAUCUUAUAACGCCAGCUCAGUUGCAUCCCAGCAAAAUGUUUGGUACAAACAAAAUGCCCGAUCCAAACGAAAUACAAUUGAAACAAAUUCUUAUGUCCAUUGAUCCCAAUGUGCAACCUUGUGAUGACUUUUAUGGCUAUGCCUGCAACAAUUGGGAGGAACAUCAUACCGAUACUCAGUAUAAGGAAAUAACCAGCCUAUUGGAUUACCAAAUGAAUAGGCAAUUAUUGAAUAUCAUCGAGUCUGCAUAUCAAUAUCCUCUGGAGGCGAUGAACGAAUGCCAAAAUUUCGUGGAAAAAACUCGCAUUUACUACAAAGCCUGCAUCUCGGAGCAAGAAAGAAAUCUAAGGAAAUAUUUUGAGUAUCUCAAACCAGCUAAGGGCAUGGAAUGGCCACUUUUGGCCUUGAUUAAGGCUCAGCAACUUGGCAAUAUGAAUUCUACGCCUUCUCAUGGGGAGCCUAAAGAGUAUUGCAGUGUAUUUGCUCUGCUGGGCAAACUUCAAGGAUAUGGUCUCAACAAUGUUCUCAUAAGGCAGGAGAUACACAGGACCCACAAUGGUUCACUGCAAAUAGUGCUGGAUGUACCUCAGCCUAUGGAGGAUGAGGCAGAUCUAGUCCCUGCUGCCUUUAUGUUUUUGCUUAUGACUUUGGGCAUGGCUCAGGAAAACGCACCUAAAUAUGCGGAAAAAGUGGCUAAAAGCCAUGCCUACUGGUCCGAGCUAAACCAGGAAUAUUCACCCUCCGAAAACGAUGAAACGCUACAGUUGACCUAUGCAGAACUUUCCCAUUACUUUCCUCUAUUGGCUGAAUUCCUGCAUAACCUUUUGCCUACGGAAAUCCGCCAUAAUGACCAAAUAGUCAUAAGCAAUGUGGCCUAUUUCCAAUUCAUUACGCAGGUGAAAGAAUGGAAUGGCAUUGAGACCCGAAAAUUCAUCAAUUAUUUAAUGAUCAGAUUUCUAUUCCAUUUGGUUGCGGACACCAGCGGAAGCUUCAAAAAGAUCGAUUGCAUCAAAGAUCUGAGAAGAAAAAUGGAUUUGUCGGUAAACUAUUUGUACUACUACCAUCAGCCAAAGCUUAACCAUCAACAACUGGAAGGGCUGUUUCAAAGUUUACACUAUCAUUAUUUGGAAGUUCUGGCAGAGAAUCAUCUGAAUCUCAGUGCAGAACAGCUGGCUGAGUUGCAAAGUAAGGUGAGCACCAUUAGCGUAAAUUUGGGUAAUCUUCCUCCGAAUCAUAAUAUAUACGAAAUCAAUGAUUUCUACCGAGAGGUGCCUCCUUUGGACAAGCAUAACUAUUAUAAGAAUCAUUUACUUCUGCUGCAACAUCGUUUCCGUAAAUCUCUGGUCUAUCCGAAUAAUCAAACAUUUUUCAUAGCCAACGACAAUCGAGUGGGCAGCACCUCGGCCCCCAUUUAUAUACCCAGACAGCAUAUGGUUAUAGUGCCCCAAGGUUUGCUACAGCCGCCCUUAUAUCACCCCGGCUAUGAACCCCUACUACAAUGGUCCAUGCUGGGUUUCCUGUUGGCUCACGAGUUCACCCAUGCCAUCGACCUAACAGGUGUACUGAUUGACAAUCAUGGUUUUCUUCGUCCCAAAUACCCAAGCAUUUUGGAUGAUCCCAAUUUGGACAAAGCCCUGGACUGUACUUUGCGGCAGAUGCCUACAGAUACCUUGGAUGAGCGUAUUGCCGAUUUGGUAGGAGCUCGAGUGGCCAUGCAGGCCUAUAUGCGCAUAGGCAAUUGGUCUCCUAGUAGCAAAUAUACCUCAAUUCCUUGGAAGAAGCUAUUCUUUCUAAAUCUUUCGCAAUUCUUUUGUGGCCGCAAAAAUACCCAAUUCGAUGAUCAUGAUGCAGAUGAUGUGCGUCUGCAAUUAAUUGCCAUGAAUUCAGAUAACUUUGCCGAAGCAUUUCAAUGUCCAGUGGGUAGUAAAAUGAAUCCCAAGGAAAAGUGUCGUAUUUAUUAGUUAAGACAUUGUUUUUAAUAAAGAAUAGGAA
Messenger RNA from Stomoxys calcitrans (stable fly), 2200 nucleotides. RefSeq names its product neprilysin-3. Gene Ontology annotation, molecular function: metalloendopeptidase activity. Lineage: Eukaryota; Metazoa; Arthropoda; Insecta; Diptera; Muscidae. Gene Ontology annotation, biological process: protein processing. The transcript has a single exon. The coding region runs from base 157 to 2169 and encodes 670 amino acids. Gene Ontology annotation, cellular component: plasma membrane. The record is from RefSeq and is a predicted model, not a curated record.